Molecule: messenger RNA, 1640 nt
Organism: Cynara cardunculus var. scolymus (artichoke)
Lineage: Eukaryota; Viridiplantae; Streptophyta; Magnoliopsida; Asterales; Asteraceae
Product: multiple organellar RNA editing factor 8, chloroplastic/mitochondrial-like
Exons: 4
Coding region: 52-1287 (411 amino acids)
Biological process (GO): mitochondrial mRNA modification; cytidine to uridine editing
Cellular component (GO): mitochondrion
Source: RefSeq, a predicted model, not a curated record
GAUAACUAGGGUUUUAAACGCCCAAAAACCAGACAAUCGACAUCCCUAAAAAUGGCGACUCGCCUUCUCCUUCGCACUCUUCUCUCCUCCGCCAAUCAAACCCUAAUCCCACGCUUCUCCACUAAUUCUUCUUAUCUUCUACGCCUCCGCCCUAUCGUCUCCAUCGCUGCCGCCAAUCUCCGUCAGUCCUCCCUUGCGCCGACCAAUGUUCGUGCUUUCUCUACUCGUCAGACCACAUCUUCUCUGAAUGAUUCCAACCCUAAUUGGACUAAUCGUCCCCCAAAGGAGACGAUUCUUCUUGAUGGUUGCGAUUUUGAGCACUGGCUUGUCGUGGUGGAGAAACCCGAAGGCGAGCCUACGAGAGAUGAGAUAAUUGAUUCGUAUAUCAACACCCUAGCUCAGGUUGUGGGCAGCUAUGAUGAAGCAAGGAUGAAAAUCUACUCAGUUUCAACAAGAUGCUAUUAUGCUUUUGGAGCCUUGGUGUCUGAAGAACUCUCUUACAAGAUCAAAGAGUUACCCGGAGUUCGUUGGGUGCUACCUGAUUCUUACCUGGAUGUUAAGAACAAGGAUUACGGAGGGGAACCAUUUAUCGAUGGUAAAGCUGUUCCAUAUGAUCCAAAGUACCAUGAGGAGUGGAUCAGAAACAAUGCUCGGGCCAAUGAGAGGAACAGGAGGAAUGACAGGCCUCGCAACUUUGACAGAUCAAGAAAUUUUGAAAGGAGGAGAGAGAACAUGCAAAACAACCGUGGACCUCCCAACAUGGGCGGAGGACCUCCCAACAUGGGCGGAGGACCACCCAACAUGGGCGGAGGACCUCCCAACAUGGGAGGUGCACCGCCACCAAACAUGGGAGGAGGACCACCGACCAUGGGAGGUGCACCACCACCGAACAUGGGAGGAGGUCCACCCGCAAACAUGGGAGGUGCACCACCACCAAACAUGGGAGGAAGACAACAAGGUGGUGGCAUGGGAGGGCCACCCAAUUUUCAUGGAGGUCAAUCCAAUAACUGGCAGGGUCCACCUCCAUCGUACAGUGGAGGCCCACCGCCUCCCAUGCCUCCAAAUAACAUGGGAGGAAUGAGGCCUCAAAACAUGGGUGGAGGGAUGCCUAAUAACGCUCCCAACUACCAGCAGCAGCAGCCGCAGUAUGGACCAAACAAUGGAGGAAUGCCAUACCAAUCUGGACCAGGGCCAAACGGUUAUGCUCCCAAUGUAGGCGGUGGAAACCCUUAUCAGAACCAGGACGUACCUGGAAGAGACAUUCCGGCUGCCUCAAACUACGAAUAAAGAGUAUAUCAUGGAUCUCAACGGCCAAUUCUUUCCAGUUAUGGAGAUUGGUCAGUUCUCCUUAAGCUGUUAAGAUGGUCCUCCAAUGGUACUUUUGCUUCUUCUACAGAUUUUGUACCGUGUGCAAAAACUGUGAACGAUGUUUGCAGAAUCACACUUCUCUGAAGAUCUGGCAUCGGAAAUAUUGUAUAGCUUAGUCAUACCAUUAUGAUCCAUUGGUGUUGCAUUUGGUUGUGAACUUGUUGCUUUCAGUCUUGGCUGUGCAUGUGGAUUCUAAUAUGCUGUUGCAGAUUUUAGCUUACUGUGAUCUGUGGUAUAUGGCUAUGGUACGAACCGGCGGACAUGCUUCUAUU